Messenger RNA from Folsomia candida, 1922 nucleotides. RefSeq names its product transmembrane protein 185B. NCBI's taxonomy places the organism in Eukaryota, Metazoa, Arthropoda, Collembola, Entomobryomorpha, Isotomidae. The transcript has 7 exons. Bases 526 to 1584 code for a protein of 352 amino acids. The record is from RefSeq and is a predicted model, not a curated record.
UAGAGCAAAAUAACCAUAUUAAAUUAACUAAGUUUAAAGAUAACAUUUAUUUAUAUAACUACUAGACUGGAUAAUAUCAGGAAUCAAUCACACAGUAUUAUUGUAAACAAAUCAUCAAUUUUUAGUAAUCUACGAAUCUCAACUUUAAUCAGCUCAUCGUCUUCCUGUUUUCGAUUUAUAAAAACUUGAUCUAAAUUGGGACAAUACUACAUAUUUAAGAGCCACCUUUAAAAUUAGUUUGUAGCUGUUCUUGAAUAUAUGAAUAAUCUUAAUCUUAAAUUAACACAAUGCAGUAUUAUCCGUGCACCAUUCAAAAACAAGGAAGGAAGGGCGAAUGCAACAACAAAUUUAUUUUGUAGUAGAGCAAAUUAAAAAUAUAUUAUUAGACACUAAUAGAAAUAGAGAGGGAGAAGAAAAUAUGACAAUUACGACGAUAUUUUUUAUCACGGUACUAUUAAAUUCUUGAGCUGAAUCGUCGAAGGACGUAGAGGGUGAUAAUCACCAUCAUCUCAAUAAUCUCAUGCCAUGAAUGUGGAGAGAAUUUCUCAAGAUUGUAACCCAAGUAAAUUUUUGGUGUACUCCUGCCUAUUCGUUUUCACAAUACUGUUGGCCUUGCGACAAGACGGAGUAAUAACAUGGAGCUACUGGAUAAUAUUCACGCCUAUUUGGGUGUGGAAGACGACUACGGUGCUGGGGGCGGUGGUAGGGAGUUUCAUCUGGUGGAGACAUCCCCACUAUCGAAUCGAGGGGGAGGCUUAUAUCCAAUAUAAAGCGAUGAUUAUCACAUUUGCUCUGCAUUUGCUGUUAUUGUUAUUUGAACUGUUAGCCUGCGACAAUCUGGAAUCGCAAAGACACUUUUGGAUCCUGGUUUUUAUCCCGUUGAUCUUUAUAUCAAUCAUAUCCAUUGCAAUUUGUAUCUGGGCAGUGAAGAACGAUCGAUCAUUUGAUUUGGAAUUAUUCUGUUCCGUCAACAUCCUUCAAUUCAUCUUUCUUGCCUUGAGACUCGACAAUUUUAUUCAAUGGACCUGGGAAGUUAUCUUUGUGCCGAGCUGGAUCCUACUCUGCGUUUCACUCGUCGGAGUUUUGUACAGUAUCAUUUUCGCUGGAAUCAUUUUUCGUGCCCCAGAAGUAAGUGCAGAACAGAGAAGAAAUUCGACGAGUGCAGCUAUCGGGCACACUUUUCUUGUCGUCCCUGUCUUAGUCUUUCAGGUACUCUUAACAAACAAAUUGGACGGGGAUAUAAAUAUUAGUUAUAUGGGUGUAAUAUCACCACUGUGUCUCACCUUUGCGGGUCUGAUAUUAAUGUCGCUUAGUAAUAAGCGAAGUAAUAAAUGGUGGUUCGGAAUACGGAAAAGCUUCUGUCACUUUCUUUUAGACAUAUGUCCCUGUUUCCAAGAGUAUUGUAAUAUAUCAUACAGUGUUCAAAGUCAAGAUGAAGAAAAUCAUCACCGAAGAGAGAAUAAUGCGACUGAGCCUGGAACAUCAGCAUCGGAGUCUCAAUCACAAAAACUUAAAACUGUUAUCCUAGCCUCCAAAUUGAACAAACCUGUUGUCCCAAUAAUAUCUGUUGAAACUCCGGAUUAAAAAUUCAAUAUAAACCGUACAUCAUAAGUACACACACAUACAUACACACACACAUCUCCUUAUACAUCGUGAUAUAUCUACAUUAAAAUUACAACCCCGUUAUACCUUAUAGAAAAAUAAAUAUAACAAAGUGACAUACAUAUAUAUGUAUUAGGAUAUAUGAUAAAUUCCGAUAUUUAUUGAACGAAGAAAUCAACAUUGACAAUGCUGUUGUGCUAAUUUCCUGGAAAUAACGCGUUUACCACCACCACUACGGGUGUAUAUGCAUGUACGUAAUAAUAAUAAUAAUAUAAUGUGGCCUGAACAACCAAUAAAGAAUGCAAUUAAAUUCAAAAGAA